AUGUUCAAAGCGACCAAGCUCCAGAUAGCAACAUACCUCCUGGGCGUCUGUCCAUUCUCCAUUGCAUUCCUGGUCUUCCUCAACUCCUCGGUCUCAUUCGUCAUUACAGACCUCAUUGGCAGAGAACAUGGCGUGGGGGACGCUGUAGGAAACUUGGGCUUUGCUGAUGAGUUGGUGGCUCUCGUCGCAUGCCCGAUGUGGGGUUUGCUGUCCGACCGUAUGGGUUUACGUUUUGUUUGUGUUUCUGGAUAUCUAAUCAUCUGCCUCGCAUUGGCGUUAUUCGUCCAAGCACGCAACGUUUAUCCUCAGCUUCUUCUAGCAAGAUUACUUUUCAGUCUUGGAGGUGCUGCAGCCUCUACCAUGGUCACGGCUAUUCUUCCCGCUAUUGCUGCCUCACCCUCAGAAUCUCCUGUCGACAAUGGUCAAACUAGAGGCACCCCCGCUCUGGCCGGCAAUGGCCAUAUUUCGAGUCCUUCAAUUGCCUCGGAAUUGACAAUUACUCCAGCACGAAUUUCGUCACGGUUAUCAACGCACCAGAGCGACCGAAUGUCUCCAGCAGCGGACUCCGACAUUGCGCGCUCUACCAGUCGCAUGGCAGGAUUUGUCGGAAUGUGUACGGGAUGCGGUGCUCUAGUUGCUUUAAUGAUCUUCCUACCUCUCCCAGCCAAAUUUCAAUACGCUGGAGUUGAUGAAAAAGCCGCCUUGAGAUACAGUUUCUAUAUCGUGGCAGUCGUGGCAUUGAUCCUGUCCAUAUGGUGCUUCUUUGGCCUUCGACGGCUCCAAGGAGAACCCGACGACUCCUGGUCAAAAUCCCUAGAUGCCCGGGACAAACGAUACGCCUCGCGACUUCCUCGAGUUCUUCGUCUUAUGCUGGACAAUUUUCAAACCUCAAUUCUGACGGGCUUCAAACGUUCAGAAAUUGCUAUUGGCUACCUGGGAGGCUUUGUCGCCCGCGCUUCAUCAGUUGGAAUUUCACUCUUCAUACCCCUUCUGGUGAAUGCGAUGUUCCUUGCAUCAGAUCUGUGUGUCGGAAAAGAAUCCCACGCUGACCCAGGAGGUCUCCCAGAUAUCAAACGAAGAUGUCCACGAGCUUAUGUUGUCGCUUCGGAAUUGACCGGAGUCUCACAAAUGGUGGCUUUGAUCUUUGCUCCCAUCUUUGGCUAUUGGUCGGCAAAGGUUUCAAGAAAAGAAUUGCCUCUUCUGGUGGCAUCGAUUGCUGGUAUAGUUGGAUACCCAUUGUUCGCAAAUCAAUUCGACCCAGACGAUACACAUACAGCCCAGAGGGUUGCGGCAUUCAUCGCCGUCUGCUUGGUUGGUAUCAGUCAAAUCGGGGCGAUUGUAUGCAGCUUGGGCACCCUUAGCAAAGGCAUUUUGCUGGAAACUCCGAAACCAACACUCAUUGCUCCUGACACCGAUUCCAAUGCCAAUGAUCCGGGAACAACCGAGAACCAACCUCUUCUCGAUGGCACGCAACAACAAAACACGGGUGAGCCACUGUCAGCCUUAAAAGGCUCCGUUGCUGGUGUAUACUCACUCUACGGAGGGGCGGCCAUCCUCAUAUUGACCAAAAUUGGUGGACUACUAUUCGACAGGGUAUCUGUAGCGGCCCCUUUCUACAUUAUGGCAGGUUUCAAUGCAGUUCUCAUGCUUGCCUGUGCGACGCUGAGUCUAUGGAGCUCAUGGGAAGGAAGAUACGAACGCGAUGAAGCCAUAGAGAAUGUCUCAUGA
Molecule: messenger RNA, 1728 nt
Organism: Rhinocladiella mackenziei CBS 650.93
Lineage: Eukaryota; Fungi; Ascomycota; Eurotiomycetes; Chaetothyriales; Herpotrichiellaceae
Exons: 2
Coding region: 1-1728 (575 amino acids)
Biological process (GO): transmembrane transport
Molecular function (GO): transmembrane transporter activity
Source: RefSeq, a predicted model, not a curated record